GUCGAAGGACGCAUGAAUAUGUAUACCGUUGUCGCGAUUGCUACCGAAUGAGCUUGGACGCAGGCGAUUCGCCCGCGAUCCGCCCGUCCGCGUGAGAUGGCCGCGAGAUAACCGCGUCAAGUUAAAUCGCUCACUUGAAUCGACGACUAUAGCGGAGUGUUGGUGAACUUUGGUGAACUCUCGAGUCCUCUCUUUCUCGGCGGAGCCUUGGUCCACUUCCGGUUGCUCGCUACCGGUUGAUUCGUGUCGGCUGGUGUCGCAUCUCGUGAAAUAUUUCAGCGAGACAUUGAAGUAGCAUUUACUCGAUUGGAAUUAUUUUCAAAUAACCUGUUUUUUCUUCUUUUUAAAUUUUUUCAAAUAAUCCGUUUUUUAUUCUCUCUUGUCAACCAUCGUUACUGUAAUCAGGCACCGCCGUUUAAUGUCUCUUCUACUUCCGCGUUAGGAAGUUCUCGCGUUAUCGUGGCAUCGUGCACUUAAAUGUUUGGGCAUUUAAAUAUUCAGAAACGAUACAUUUGUGAACUCGACUCUGAAACGCCUGGGCCCGGCAUGUUUAUCUCGAAUUUUUACCCCGAUCGCCACACUUGCGGUUGGCUAGUGUAGAUGCGUUACUGGAAAUUGUUAAAUUUCCUCUCGUUUCGUGACUCUCAAUUAUCCCUCCCUGUUUUCCUGUUCCCCCAGAUAUUUUACAAGUGGUCGCACGCAGAGAUUCGGAUAAUUUUCUACAAUCGCAAGAGCGCAGGCCAGGAAAGGACGAAAGUGGCGGCGAAAGUGGCGGUGGCCUCGUCUUGCGGAUGUCCGAGGUUGAAAAUCAGUCGAGUUCGCGUGCUGGCGGAUUGGGGCAGAACGAGGUGGCGGCGGUGGCGGCGGCGACGGUGGUAGCAGCGGUAGCUGAUAACGCAACUGAUAACGGAGCCGGUAGUGCGCCCACCGUGACUGUUACUGCAUCGGAGGACGUUCCACCUCAAUCUGGUGUGAUGAGAAAGGAAGAACAAGAGGUGCCGCGAACUCGAGAAGACUCGCCGAAGGGCGGCGCCGCGAGUGUCGCGACGCCCACAGCGGCGAUGCCGCUCGAGGAUGACGAGGACGAAGAAGAGAAGGAGGAGGAGGAGGAAGAGGAGGAGGAGGAAGAAGAGGAGGAGGACGCCGAGGAAGAAGAGGUAGAGGAGGGUGGAAACGGAGUGGAGGGUGGAAUGACGAUGCAGGAAGAGGUCGGGGGUGUGUUGGUCGAAGGUGAGGGUGGGGGUGGAGGCGGCAUGGCCGGCUACUGGAGGCAGAGCAGACCCUCCAGUCCCCGCAUGCCGCCUCCGGAGCAGUCGGAGCAGCCGAGCCGACCCAAGAGCCGGCACGAGCUACAAACCGCGAGAUACAACAACCUUGGCUAUUGGCGUGCGAGAAGAGUCACCUUCUACAAAAAUGGCGACCCCUACUUCCCUGGCGUGGAAUUCAGAUUUAAACCUGGGCGCGACAUUGGUUCUCUGGAGGCCCUACUGGACAGACUGUCUCUUCGGCUGGACUUACCGAGAGGGGCACGUCACAUUUUCUCGAUGGACGGUGACCGGAAGCUCAGUCUGGACGAACUCGAAGACGGCGCUUCCUACGUAGUGUCCAGUUACAAAACCUUCAAGCCGGCCAGCUACGGAAAGAAGAAUAACACUUGGUACACGAGUCAGGCGGCCGGUGGAGGCAGUAGAGGUGGUGGGAACACCGGAAAUGUGGUUGGAGGGUGGCAAAGUAGACAGCCGGCAGUGCCGGCGAGUCUCAGCCGAAAGGCUUCCAUCACCGAAGAGGCGCCACCCCCCGGCGGUGGAAAGCCUUCCUCAGGUCGUGUCAUCCGUAUCGUCAACAAUCAUGAUCACACUGUUCAGUGUCGAGUCCUGCUAAAUCUUCGUACGUCGCAACCCUUUGAGGAAGUUUUAGAAGAUCUCGGGCAAGUGUUGAAGAUGAACGGAGCUAAGCGGAUGUUCACUGUUUCGGGGCAAGAGGUGAGAAGCUUCUCGCAGCUGCGAAACGAAUUCGCGGACGUAGACACGUUUUACCUGGGUACCGGAUCGGUUCUCGGUGCAACCAGUGCCGGUAUCACGGCAUCGCCGGCACGAAGAUCGAGAUCGCGUGGUCCACCUACGGUCGUGGAGGACAUUAGCUGGCAGAGAAGAGCUCGCAGCAAGAGCAGACCUCGAGCCUUGUACGCAGCUGACUCCGAGAUUGUUCGAGUGAACGGUAAAAAUAAUAAUUAUCCUGAUUGUAUAUGCAUCGCUUUCCACCCUUUCGGCGUGGCACUAGCGGCGGGAUCGUCCGAGGGUCAUCUCCUGGUACUCGCAGCCGAUACCGGCGCAGCUGUGGCGACUCUGAGAGUCUGCGGAUCGCCUCUGUCUUGCAUCGGAUACAAUCCUACUGGAGAAAUCGUCGCUAUGGGGUCCCAAAACGGUAGCGUCUAUCUCUUUAGAGUGUCACGGGAUGGAUUUUCGUACAAGAAGAGCAACAAGAUUCGCGGCACGCAGCCAUUGGUGCAGCUCGACUGGAGCUCCGACAGCCGGUUUCUCCAAACCGUUACCCAAGACUACGAUCUCGUGUUCUGGGAUGUUAAAGUACUGUCAUCCGAGAAGAGCCCGUUGGUCAUGAAAGACGUCAAGUGGUAUACUCACAAUUGCACCGUUGGCUACAUGGUUUCCGGCCAAUGGAACAACCGUUACUAUCCGCUGACCACAGUGGUCACUACCUCCAGCAGAUCAGCAGCGCACGAUAUGUUGAUAAGCGGUGACGCCGAGGGAUAUCUUCGGCUCUUCAGAUACCCGUGUACCAGCGCUAAAGCUGAAUAUAUCGAAGAAAAAGUAUACAGCUCGCUGGUAGCAUGCGCCAGGUUUCUCUACAACGACCAAAACGUCGUUACCGUCGGCGGCACCGACGCUGCUCUAAUGCUUUGGGAAUUGGUCGACGAAUAAUUCGAUGAGAUUCGUAAAAUCGUCGACCGGCGAUUCGAUCUAGUCGAAUAACUUUGAUGGAACACUCUGCCACAUUAUCUCGAUAAACAAGAGCGAGCCGUCGCUCGAACACCUCGACUCGAAGACUCAACAGUUGCUCCACGAGCACUUAAAGCGAAAGAAGGAGAGGAGAAAAGGAGGAAGGAAAGCUGUUUGCUAAAUCUGCCAUGGGAUAUCAUGGUAUGUAUAAUAUACCGCGUGGUAUAUCGCGAUUUGCUAGAAAACCGAUACAAUAUUGUACUUUUCUUGCUUCGACGUGCCUUUUCCGAUAUCGUCCACAUUUAUCUCGUACGACGUUGUAUAAAAUCUCGUUUCAAUGCGAGAAACGAUGUUGCAUCAGUGAAACAAAAGUCUACCAACUGGCCACUUGUGCUGGCAAUUAACCAACCCGAUCAUAGAAACUCUAGCGCAAGCCAACGUUGAGUACGCGGGUUCAAAAGUAUCAAGUAAGGUAAAUGGGCGAUAAUUUAAUGCUCGCACGUCAUUUGCAAAUGGUAUUGUUGCAAAAGGAAGAUGCGUGACAUAUAGCCCAAGUGGUUAACAUUUUUAUGAACGAACUACUAAAUCCUAAUCAGAGUUCGAGCCUUUCGGUGAGGAUUUGUAUUGGAGACGCAAUACGGAGCUCGUGUUUGCGCGCGGUCUCUUUCAUUAAUCACAGAUAUCUCCGUGCUACUGAGUAGUAGCACACGUUGUGUCUAUAUAUCUAUAUCUUCUUAUAUCUAUAACUUACAUUACUUGUGUCUAUAACUUAGUAAACAAUUGGAAUAUUUGGAAAAACGGAGCUCCGCACCAAUUGGAAAAUCAAGUGGAAAAGCAAAUGGUGCAUUGGCCGUCUAAUAUUUUCCUCUUUCGUUUCUUACCAUAUUCUCCUAUUGUUACAUCUAUUGUUUAAUUCUUAUUAUGCAGAAGAAACAACACGUAUACAAUCAUGCGCGCGCGCGCGCGUGGUAGCAUUAUGACGAUUACGUUUGCGACAAGAAACAAGAAAAGAAACGGAAGAAGACAUUGUGCUGUGUUUUCUACAUUUUCCGCAAAUAAGUAGAAGGAAAGACGGAUAAAAGUAGAAAAAUGUCAAGUAAAUGCUAAAAGCAACUGUCCAUACUGUCCAUAUACUUGUAACGAAGAAUACGGGGUGCUGGCGCCUCUUUGAAAAUUUUUAGCUACGAGCGAGGAUCGAAAAUGAAACUAAAGUUAAGAUAAAAAUUGCUACCGAGUCACAUCACGACGAUAAUAUAGAUAAAAUGAAGAAUUCUAUUUCUCUAGUUUUUCAUCAAUCGAAAAGUACAACUUUACAUCAAGCUAUAUUUCCGUUGUAAAUGCGUACACAAGCCAUCUAUUCGAUAUUUGAUUAGACAAACAUUAGUGGAUUUAGAGCGCAUUCAACUCAUAUGAUUUUGAUUAAUCGCCAUGGAAUAUUAGCGCCGUGAACAUAUUUCGUUUUACGUUGCGAUGUAAAUCUAGGGAUGGAUUCAGCAUCGAUUUCAAGUACCGAUGACAAAAAAAACCGGUGUGAACCAGUGUCUUUUUGCUGCGAUGCGAAUCCGUAAUUGGUCUUUAGAUUACAUAGUCGAUAUACCACGUAAUACUGUGUAAUUGUCCGUCGUAAUUUACACAGAGAACGUGUAAAGACACAAUGGCAUUUUCUCGUAAAGAGCAUCGCGUUGCAGGUCAACGCGCCUCUUUCACGAGCCAGCCAGUUUUGUUCACGUAUUUUUAGAGGAAUAGAAGGAAACAAGGGAGCUGUAACUAUAUAUACGAAGAAAGAGGUGUGUUUCGUAUUUAUUAUCGCAGUAGUUGGUAUGAAGCGAUUAGAAUCAUCACUGCCAAGGCAUCGAAUUAGAAAAGUUUUAACGAUCAACGAUCAGAUUUUGUUCACGCCAUAAGUGCAUCAAGGGAAUAAGAGUAGCAUUGUCAUUGUACAGACCGAGUACAGUCUUUGGCUAUCCAUCUCUGAUAUCCAUCUCACUAGCAUGUUAUCCUGAUAUUCAGUUACCUCUCGGUUGUCGCUGGGAUAUCUCUGGAUAUCCCAACAGUCACGAGAGUUACGGAUGAUAGGAGCCCUGACUAUAAUCCCAUAAUUAAUAUUACGUGUAUGAUCGGACGUCCGGUCCAUUAUUAUCGAAAUUGCCAGUAAUAUUUGAGUGCUCAAUAUCCAUUAAAUAACGAUAGUUCGAGUACCCGUCAGAUUGCUUACGCAAAUGAAAACAGCAUCAUAAUAAGCCAGCAGUCGUUGAUUUUUCAUCCUCGACGCAGUCGCGAGAUGAAAAAAAGAAACGAAAACAGAUUUCAGUUUCAAGUACGAUAAUCGAUGUAGAAUAUGAUAAACAUAUCCAUAUAUAUAUAUAUAUUUAUAUAUACACAUGUAUACAAUAAACUGUGCACAUUACACGCGA
Messenger RNA from Ooceraea biroi (clonal raider ant), 5371 nucleotides. RefSeq names its product Doublecortin-domain-containing echinoderm-microtubule-associated protein (gene DCX-EMAP). Gene Ontology annotation, biological process: intracellular signal transduction; microtubule cytoskeleton organization. The record is from RefSeq and is a predicted model, not a curated record. Gene Ontology annotation, molecular function: microtubule binding. Lineage: Eukaryota; Metazoa; Arthropoda; Insecta; Hymenoptera; Formicidae. Gene Ontology annotation, cellular component: mitotic spindle.